AUGUCUCUCGUCAAUCUCGCUCACGUCUGCUCGCAUUUGAACAAUGCAUCCAAGGCCCGUCUUGGUCUCACAUCGAUUCCUCACAGCAACCUACACCUGAAGUUAUGCCUUGCCCUUCAAAACUCCGGCUACGUUUCCUCCGUCGUCCGCGGAGGUCCGACACCUCCUCCGCCCCAUAUUCUUCUUGGUCAUCCUGCGGCGAAUGAUGAAGUCGAAGGCAUCGAGCCACUGACACAGGCUAACAUUGCCUCGAGACGACUGUGGCUGGGAUUGAAGUACUGGCAGAGUGAACCGGUGCUGGGAAAAAUGAGCAUGAUCAGCAAGCCUACGAGAAGAAUCACAAUCGAUGUUGCUGGACUCCGACGUGUGAUCCGCGGCGAGAAGAGUGAUUAUGUGGAAGGGUUACGGUCACCCGGCGAAAGCUUGUACCUCUCCACAGAUAGAGGCGUCUUGGAGGCGAGGGAGUGUGUUGAAAAGAAGAUUGGAGGAUUGGUUCUCUGCAGGGUCCGCUAG
Molecule: messenger RNA, 513 nt
Organism: Aspergillus thermomutatus
Lineage: Eukaryota; Fungi; Ascomycota; Eurotiomycetes; Eurotiales; Aspergillaceae
Product: mitochondrial 37S ribosomal protein uS8m
Exons: 1
Coding region: 1-513 (170 amino acids)
Biological process (GO): translation
Cellular component (GO): mitochondrion; ribosome
Molecular function (GO): structural constituent of ribosome
Source: RefSeq, a predicted model, not a curated record